ACAUUUUCAGUAGGUGAUUGAGGAGUGUGUUGUGAGGUGCUCGCUUCGCGUGAGUCCUUCGAAAUUGUGAAAAAUCCCCCUUGGACUGCGUUCACGCGUCCACACUAACUGUUAACAGUGUAAUAAUGUAUUUUAAGAGAAAAAGACACGACUAUCGAAGUGUUAUAUUAUAGCGCAGGUGUUCCACAGUGGAGUUAGACGAUUUUGUUUGCUGCUAAAAAGAUGCACAGUAGCGAGCCCCUCCCACCGCCGCCGGCGACAGGCCCCAACCUCCUGUACCAGCUGGGCCGCCUGAUCAUCCGCGCCCGGAGUGUCAGCCCCACCGCCCGCGCGCCUCGCGACCCCCGCGACCGCCUGUUACAAGCCAAACUGCGCGCCGCCAAACCCUCUACCAGCCAGGUGGUGACUCAGCCAAAACCGGACCCUGUGCCGAAGACGGUGGUGGAAGCUCAGCUGGACAGCCACGUUCAAGCCUUGUGGAGCGAGCAGAUACCUGUCUGUAUUGAGGUGCUCCUUGCCCCGGACUGCCCAGAAUGCUUCUCAUCUCUCAGCCGGAUCGAGGAGGAGGCGGCGUACGACAAGCUGCACUGCACACAGCGAGCACUGCUGCUGGAGAGGUGGACCAUGCGAGCCAGGGCCAACAAGUCCCACGAGACACCAGCAUUCAUCACGUCGCAAUGGCUGCUGAACGCGGUGCGGUCCCAGCUGCACUUCUCUCAGCUGGCGGCGUGGUUGGCUCGGCUGAAGGGCGAGGGUGCUGAGGAGAACGCUAGCGAACGCAGACGCAAGCUAAGCCGCGAACAGUGCAACUUCAAAAAACUGGAGUCCAAUUGCGACGAAACAGACCCCGCCAACGAGGAACGCAAACUAAACAUCGUCUAUUCCAUUAAGAUACCUGGAGAGAGCUAUAAAAUGGCAGAAUUUAGCAGACCACCCACCGACCAUACCUUCCCUGUCACCGAUAUAGGCAACAACGUUUACCUCAAAGUAUCCCUCGAAUCCCUUCCACGCAUCGACGAUAUACCCACAGUCAAAUGCACCUGUCAAAAACGCCGAGCGAGCAAGGAAGUACCUGUAGGCGCCCACGAAGAAUUAGUCGGGAAACUUAAUGAUCUCAGUCUAGGUCAGAAGUACGAAUUUGGUGGCAUCAACUCAAACAUUGGCACUUCAAGUCGGCGACUGUCCAUAAUCUCCAACCCAGGAUCCACUGAGUAUCUCUUCACUACAGAAGAGAAAAAAGAAGAAAAGAUUGUCGACGACAGAAUGCACACUAACUGCAGCGAGAACGGUAAACACAAGUGUAAUUGUGACGAGGAAUCUGACAAUCGGUCUUCUACAAGCUUUAAUCAGGAACCUAAGAAACUAGACGAACGGAGGUUGAAAGAAAUAGCUAAAUACAAAAGGAGACUGCGCAAGGAAAACAAACUUAAGAAGCUGUGCGACAGCACGUCGUCAGAAGGAGAUGGUCUUAAGAAAGAAACUCGUACAUCGAUCCCUAUUUUACAGGCGGCGAGAUUCGACAGAUUCAGAGCUAUAGGAUGCUAUAGAAACCAGACAUAUUUGACAUUGCCUGCGAGUAGGAUUGAAACGAAAUCUCCGUUUAUUGAUUCAGUGAGCGUUCCUCCGACUGAAUACAAAAGAACCGUCUCAGUGUCCACUCAAACAGACGAUAUAUCCUGCCAAUGCGGUGUCAAAGUGAGUUUCAAAUGUGAGAAUUGUCGAAUGGUCAGAUCUGAUGGUAAUUACAACUUGGCGUCACUCGACGCCGAAGAGAAAUGCCAGGAAGAAGCAGCGGAUACCGGAACGCGCAGAAAGUGUGAAGACGAGGAGAAGUCUUUCAAAAAGCUCAAAUGUGAUAAUCUUAGUAGUAAUUUAAUGUGUGAUAAUUUAGUUGAAGAUAGUGUUAGCGUUAGUGAUUUGAUUAAACGGCCAAAGUUGCGUAGGCUCUUGCCGAUGGUCGAUAAGAUUGAAAAGGUCCUGUCUGACAGACGCAAGAAGGACUCCCCAGAAAAGGAUAUGGAGCAACUGCACCUCAACAAGGACGACACAGUAUUCUCUACCCCAAAACCAGAGACGAAAAGACAGAAAACGUUUUCGAUAAGCGAAGACGACUACGUUAUGUACGAAAAAUGCGACUACGGUACCAUAGAUCGUUGUGACAUGGAUUCGCCGAAGGAGGUCGACCAGAACGGAUUCAAAUUCCCGGAUCAGAAAUCGGAUACGGACAAUUUGAAUCCAGACUCGUCGCAGAAUCCUAAUGAAUUAACUUUGAAUCCUGACCCGACGGGUUUAAAUCCUAGUUUGGAUAUUGACGCGGACAAUUUGGAUCAUAAGAAUUUGGAUCCGCAAGUUCCUUCUCCAUCGGAAAUGGACAAGUUCAGGUGGAGAUUCGACUCUGCUGCGUCCAUGGUGUUUCACACCAAGACUGGACUGCCGUUGACUUCAAGCCCUGCUCCUCUGAGGAGGGGGAACAAUUGCUUCGACUUUGACGACUCCAUCAACGGAAUUUCUGGGAUUAAAAGUGCUCUGUUUCACCCGAUCUCCCCUCCGCCGCCCGCGCCGGCGUCCCCCGCGUCGCCUGCGCCGCGCGUUGAACCCCCGCCGCGGCCCAAGAAGGAGACCAACACGCCCAAACUCAGGAUUGGACCCAGUACUGGACUACUUGGCAGCUUCGAAGAGUCAGCCUUGAAGGGCCGGCUGGAGCCAGUGGCCACGGUAGCCGGGUUCACCGCCGAGCUCGGCGCGUGCGGCGCCUUCUGCCCCCCGCACCGCCGUCUACCAGUCACCGUGUUCUUCUACGCACCUGGAGGCACAAACGCACCCUAUAUGGGCCACAUAAACCUGGGGCCAAACGGGUACCGCGUGGCUCGCUCAGGCACGAUCCAGGUCUCCCUGUUCAACCCCCACGGGACGCUGGUGAAGAUGUUCGUGGUGCUGUACGACCUGACCUGCAUGCCGCCCAUGGCGCGGACCUUCCUGCGGCAGAGGACCCUGUACAUGCCUGCCGGGGCGGAGCCCCCAGCGCCGCAUGAGCUCCACAAGUGGCUGCGGUAUCUUAUACACUUGAGGUUCAUGACAUCGAAAUCGGGCAAAUUGUACCUGCACACCGAUAUACGUAUUCUGGUAUCCCGUAAAGCAGACUUAGACACUGCCACGGCACAUUCCGCCUUAUUCCGCCCGAUGCCGACCAAUCAGAGCGCGAUCGCGUCAUCGCCGACCAAUCAGAGCGCAGAAGACAAACCGACCAAUGAGAAGCGGGAGAAUUCAGCCAAUCAAGCGCCUGGAGUCGUCAAGAUGGCGCCGAAUCGUGUCUUUGGCGGUUGCAGCGAGUUUGAACAGAGUAAAAUGCGUGAGAUUGGAUACGAUAAUCAAAAUGGCGUGUCUUAUGAGCUGAGAAGCUUCACUUAUGCCCCGGAGAAUCCUAGGUAUUCUCCACGCUAGUACUGGGCAAAAUUUAUGUACGGAAUGAUAAAUUUUCUCUAUAGUGCCUGUAAUUUUCGGUACGAUAAUUCGUGUUAAU
Molecule: messenger RNA, 3520 nt
Organism: Pectinophora gossypiella (pink bollworm)
Lineage: Eukaryota; Metazoa; Arthropoda; Insecta; Lepidoptera; Gelechiidae
Gene: atos
Product: protein FAM214A
Exons: 10
Coding region: 223-3441 (1072 amino acids)
Source: RefSeq, a predicted model, not a curated record